AUGAAUUUUUGGAGUAGCUCAGCUGAUGUUGAUACAUUUAAGGGUGGAGAAUUGAUGGAAGUGCUUGAAUCUUUUAUGAAAAGUACUAAUUCAUCACAACUUUCUUCUUCUUCCAAUCCCACUUCUCUAUCUUUCCCUCCACCUUGUUCAAAUGAUCAAUUCAUCUCUAUCCAAACAGACCCUUUUCCCCCCUCCAGUUUCAUCCCCUCCAAUUCCUCUCAAUUUGAGCCCAAUAACUUCCAAGCCCAGGCCCAUUACCUCUUUAACCAGGCCCAAAACACACAAUUUGAGUCCGCAUUGGGCCUCAACCCAAUUCCCAUGACCCAAAUCCGAGACAUCCAGGCCCAAUACCUUGGGCUUGGGCCGCGGCCCGUCCCGAUGAAGCAGACGGGUCCGCCGCCGAAGCCCGCGAAGCUCUACCGCGGGGUCCGCCAGCGCCACUGGGGCAAGUGGGUGGCGGAGAUCCGCCUCCCGAAGAACCGCAGCCGCCUCUGGCUCGGCACGUUCGACACGGCUGAGGAGGCGGCCCUCGCCUACGACGACGCCGCGUACAAGCUCCGCGGCGACACCGCCCGCCUCAACUUCCCCCACCUGCGCCACAACGUGGGCGGCGGGGGCGAGUUCGCCACAUACAGGCCGCUCCAUGCGGCCGUCGACGCCAAGCUCUCCGCCAUCUGCCAGGCCCUGGCAGAGGGGAAGAGCAUUGACGCCGAGAGGGCGGCCAGCAAGGCCGCGGGUUCGAAAAAUUCGCAGUCCAAGAAGACCGCCCCUGCAGCAGCCGAGGCUUCCUCAACUGCUGCGAAAGGUGGAACUGUCAAGAAAAAAAAUGAACCCGAGAGCGCCGGGUCGGGCGAUUAUUAUUCGCCCGACUCGGAGCUCGUGUUUCCGGACGAGGAGCAAAUCGAGUGGGAUUUCGAGUCGUUGGAGAAGUAUAUGCCUUAUGGCAUAGAUUGGUCGACUAUAUGA
Messenger RNA from Salvia hispanica, 966 nucleotides. The record is from RefSeq and is a predicted model, not a curated record. NCBI's taxonomy places the organism in Eukaryota, Viridiplantae, Streptophyta, Magnoliopsida, Lamiales, Lamiaceae.